This is a messenger RNA of Miscanthus lutarioriparius, 684 nucleotides long. NCBI's taxonomy places the organism in Eukaryota, Viridiplantae, Streptophyta, Magnoliopsida, Poales, Poaceae. The record is from the annotation of a GenBank genome assembly.
AUGCCGCGGCCCCCGCCGCCGGGCCGCGGGACCCCGGGCGCCAGGCGUCCGAUCCGGGACUUCUUCGCCGCCUGGCUCGCCACCCUCCGCUCCCCGCUCCUCCCGCUGCUCCGCCGCGCGCUCUCCUCCUCCUCCUCGUCCGGCUCCUGGGACGACCCGCUCUCCUCCGUCGCCGCGGCUGUCGAGGCUCACUUCCAGGCGCACUGGUCCGCGCUCGACGCCGCCGCACGCCAGGACCCGGCGCGGGUCAUCGCCGCGGGGGACUGGCGGUCCCCGCUCGAGCUCCCCUUCCUGUGGCUUGGCGACGUCCACCCCUCCCUCCUUACCUCGCUCCUCCGCACGCUCUCGCCCUCGCCGCGACUCCUCGCCGCCGUCGACCGCGUCGACCGCCGGAUCCGCGCCGCCGUCCCUGCCGUCUCCGACCGCCUCCGCCGGGCCCAGGAAGCCUUCGUGGCCGCCGAGGCUACCGGCGCCGCCGACGUGGAGGCGUUCUUGGAGGAGCUCAAGGGCGUUGCACUCGAGGCCAACCGGCUCCGUCGGGGCGUACUCUCGGACCUCGUCGCCGCCGCCGGGGGGUACCAGGCGGCGCUGUACCUCGAGGCGCUCUCGCGCUUCGUGUUGUCCAUGCACGACCCCGAGGUGCUCCGCCGCUUCGACCAGUGCCGCGCAUCGCCUGGUAGCUAG